Lineus longissimus is the source of this 2761-nucleotide messenger RNA. Its product is annotated as ubiquitin carboxyl-terminal hydrolase BAP1-like. Gene Ontology annotation, cellular component: cytoplasm. NCBI's taxonomy places the organism in Eukaryota, Metazoa, Nemertea, Pilidiophora, Heteronemertea, Lineidae. Bases 86 to 1960 code for a protein of 624 amino acids. Gene Ontology annotation, biological process: protein deubiquitination; ubiquitin-dependent protein catabolic process. The record is from RefSeq and is a predicted model, not a curated record. The transcript is spliced from 13 exons. Gene Ontology annotation, molecular function: cysteine-type deubiquitinase activity.
UGUCCGAGACAAAGUAAACAUCCAAGACGUUGUCUUUGUUUUCGGAAGUGUUUUAGUGUUUUUGAGAGCGGGUGACAAUAAAACUAUGAACAAAGGAUGGCUGGAGCUGGAAAGUGAUCCAGGCCUGUUCACUCUCCUUCUUGAGGACAUUGGUGUGCGUGGCGUGCAAGUUGAGGAAAUCUAUGAUCUCCAAAAAGCGUUGGAAGGGCCUGUGUACGGCUUUAUCUUCCUGUUCAAAUGGAUCGAGGAGAGACGAGCUCGAAGGAAGAUCAUUCAGGAACAGGAGUCAUUCGUCAUGGACGAUCAGAUUGUCACCAAUAUGUUCUUUGCAAAACAGGUCAUACCAAAUUCCUGUGCGACCCAUGCUCUCCUCAGUGUCAUGCUGAACUGUAAUACCCUACCUCUCGGAGACACGCUCACUAAACUGAAAGACUUCUGCAAGGACAUGGGACCGGAGGAAAAGGGCCAUGCUAUAGGAAAUAUGCCUGAUCUGGCUAAGGCACACAACAGCCACGCCAGAUCUGAGCAAAGAUUUAUCCCGGAGAAAGAGAAACAACAGGGGAUAUCAACCACGAAAACAGCAGAGGCAUUUCAUUUUGUGAGUUACGUACCGAUCAAUGGGCGUCUGUUUGAGCUGGAUGGAUUGAAGCCAUAUCCUAUCGACCAUGGACCUUGGGGUGAAAAUGAGGAAUGGACGGAACGGUUUCGGCAAGUCAUUUCAGAUCGACUUGGAAUGGCAACAGGAGGGGAGCCUUAUCAUGACAUCCGCUUCAACCUGAUGGCGGUAGUCCCCUGCAGACGUCAACAGCUCGAACACAAACUAACCACCUUGAAAACAAACAGACAGAUUGUACUGGAAGCUCUUCAGCAGCUGCUGGAUAAAAAGAUGGUGAAAGUUACCGAGCCAAUCCCUGAUGAAGAGAAAAAACUGAAAACUGAAAUGGACGGGGAUGGACAGACAGAACCAUUGGCUGUGCGAGUGUCUCAACGACUCUUAGAACGGAGAAACUCGGGUGUUGUGAUGGGGAUGGGAAAGUUACCGGCAUUUUUGGACGUACAUGACUAUGCUAAGAGUCCUAUUCGCGGGAGUCAGGAGGACGAUGAUAUGGACGUCAUUACGGUUGACACGGCCGGUGAUGUACCUGAUCCAAAUGUCGAUAUGGGUGGAAUUGGGGAGUCGUUAAACUUGAUGCCGGUAUUAGCAGACAUUGAUAUCGCUCGUAUCAAACGGAAUGAAUUACACAAUGAUGAUUCUGUUAAAAUAUCAAUUGCUGUUCGAGAGGAUGGGAGUUUAUCAAUACCGAUAACGGUGGCGUCGACCGACGUCACAAAACCGCUAUCAAUACGGACUCAGUUUGGGAAAAAACAAGUGCAAUUCACCGACGGUGGUGAAACGACUGACACAGCAUCAGAGGGUGGGACGCCUUGUUCCUCUGUGAACAGUAGUCCAAACUUUAAAGCACAGGCACGUCAAGCUCUAAGAGGUGCCGAUGACACGCCAGUUAAAAUUCCCACAAUUCCUGAGGAGUUGCGCAAUCAUAAGGACGAGGUCGAAUUAAAGGUGGAGCCGACCGAAAAUAUCAAAGUUGAGAUCGAUGAAGAAUUUGUUGCUCCGGAAGAGAAGCCAUCGCCAUUCUCAAAACACCAAGGAUUUACACCAAAGGAUUUGUUAGAUCUGCUGAAGAACGUUGAAAGUGAGAUUAAAAGUAGUGAAGCAAAACUGCAAGAUGAAGUGGAGAAACGAAAAAGAUAUAAGAUCGAUGAUUGUCGACGGACGCACAACUAUGAUCAAUUCAUCUGUACGUUCUUAUCCAUGCUAGCGGAACAAGGACAUCUUGCUGAAUUAGUCGAGGACCAACUGAUUAUCAAACGACGACAGGGGGUUAACAUUGGGAAGCUUCAAAAGUCUAAGAAAGCAAACAACAAUCGGAAACGAUCAAGGUCGAAAAAGAAGCGAUGAAAAUCGUAUUUUGAGUAUAACAUUGGUGUUUUGUCUGUUGACUCUUCUUGUAAGUGAUUGAAGUGUGUUUGGCUUAGACAUGUUGGAACUUGUUAUGGGGAUGAGGUAUCCUUACUCCACUCACUAUACCUCUCAGGCUUGUCAGGGCUGUGCCUUCCAGUUAGGAGUGAGACCCAGCGGCAAAUGUGACUGGAGGCCUGGUUUAAUAGGGUUAUAUAACGGUUUACUGAGCAAGGACAUUAGACUAUGUGUGGAGGCGGCCAGGGAUGGGAGACUAUGAUUGUUGUUGAUCUAUUUCAUCAAUGGUGCUUAUGUGUUCUGUGAAUUUUGUAAGAAAUAAUGCAGUUGAAUCGGUCACAAAUGCAAGAGAUGGAUGAAGGUGGACGACAGAUGGGAGCUAAUGCCAUGACAUUACUCUGCGGAGAACCCAAACCGCUCCACCUGAGUGGUUUGGGUGAGACAACCAAUACCUCCAUUUCGUUAUCAAUUCCUUCACCCACAUCACCUUCACAAUCAGCCACCGAGGUCAAGUCACCAUGGUGACAAAACAUGGCGGUUUGCCUGGAAUCAGCCUGUAUGUAUGUUGGCGAUUGCACGGAUCAAGCAGUCAGAAAAUCGGGUGUUAGUUGAAAAAUCAACUAGUUUGGCCGAUUCCUGGAUUUCAACUCUAAUUUUAUUGUGGAAGCAUUGAAAUGUGUUGUUAGUCUAUAUGUGCUAUACUGAAAACAUGGCUCUGCAAAGGAUAGAUCUAUCUUUGGUCAGUGUUUGAUAUGGCUUGUAAAUUUCUAUGAAAAUAAAGUA